UAUACCAAAAGCGGCUUGAGAACGUGAAAACUGAAAAUUGAAAACGAUUUUUUUCCAAUAAUUGAAAUAGUUUUAAUUAUAUUUAGUAAUAAAAUAAUAAUUGUAAAGCGGCGCAAACGAUGGAAGCUGAGCUCGGACAUAAAUUUGGUCUAUUCCUUACCUUCAGUACAUAAAUAAAAAUUUUAAACGUUUCCCACGAUUUUGUAUUGUAUAGAAUCUGUACAACAAAUAUUUUAGGGCCCUGUUUUAAUGUAUAACUGUUCACUAAUAACUUUGAUAAUUUCUCACCCGUAGUUGUUAAGAAUUUAAGAUGAGUAUUCAAGUAUGUAGGGACAUUUCAGACGCUGUGGCCCUGUAUCUACCUCAGCGUUUGUAUCUAAAAUCGUUUGCAAAGCUAAACAUUUCUGUCCAGCUCCCAUCACACAAGGUGCACGGCAAGUCGAUAUCCAACUGGGAAUUAAUGGAGAAGUUACGGAAAAUGAUCCACCCUGAGAGUUUCUCAAUAUUGAAAGUGUCUAAGCAUAGUUCGGAAGUGAUAAGGUUCGACGCAGAGCUCGAGAAUAGGACGAAGUUGGAACGUGUGUUAGCGCGCUUGGAAGACAGGAUAAUACAGUUGAAUGACUACCCGGACCCAUUGAAGGUAAAAGUCAGCGAAUGCAAGUCUGACUUCCCCAGUCGACACUCCUGGGACUCCUUCUUCCGCGACGCGACCGACAUGGACGAAAUGAAGCCAGGCGAGCGACCUGACACGAUACAUAUAAGAAACUUGCCCAUCCGUUGGUUCAUUCAUGAGAGAGAUAGAGACGAAGAUACAAUGCCUUCGGAGAGUUUAUUUAAAAAAGUGUUCGAUAAAUAUGGUCCAAUAAGACAAGUAGAUGUACCCGCAGCUGAUCCAUUCCGUAUGCAAAUGAAGGCUCCAAUGAGAGGCAUAACUACCCCGCCCCAAGACUUUGCAUUGUACUUUGAAGGGUACAUUCAGUUUAGUGAAUACGCUGGGUUCGUGAGAUGCAUGGAUGCAUUGAGAGGUCGCAAGUUACUCAGACGUGGUGAUGACAUUGCAGAAUGGUGUCCAAUAUAUGUAGACUUUGAUAAAACUAAACACAUGACAGAUGCGUCGGUGAAGAGAAGGUCUAUUGUACGUGAGAGGCUUACGGCUAGACAGAGAGCCAAGGAUGAGGAAGAGAAACAGGAGAAAGAGAAGAUUGCCAAGCGGGAGGCUAGAGAGCGACAAAAAGAAACAGUAAAACGUAUAAUUUUUCAAUCUUUAAGCCAAAAGAUGGAGCACCGAGAACAAGAGAAGAUGGCAAAGAUGAGAGAGAGAGAGCAAAAGAGAAAAAAGAAGCAGCUCGCCAAACUUAUGGAGAGAGAUGAUGUGGAUCUGAAUAGGAAGGUUGCGGAGGAACAGGGCAAGCUGUUGAAGACUCAGAAACGGCUUCAAGCUAUAAGACUGAUAGAAGAACUGUUUAAAAGAAUAGAGGUACGUCCAGAACUACAACGCAAUGGCGUCAAAACGGAGCGCUACUACAAGACAGGGGAUCGGCUCGCGCGCCAGCGGAUCGUAGACAAGUAUAAGCGGCAGCAGGAGAAAGCACUCGAUGAGCAGCAAGAGAGGUUGAGACACGCGCUCGACGGUCGUAUCAUAAUACGCUCAGCACUGGAAACCAAGAAGCCCCAUCGAGAGUCCAUCAGCUCUAUGUCGGAGGACGAGCAGAUACACAAGCGCGUCAAGAGCGAGCGGCCCACCUCGCCAGAAAGGGAUGGGUACAAGCCACCAGGCGCAGGGAUGUUCGGCUACAACCCUUACGGCUUCAACUACGCCUUUCCCGCGCCGCCGCCCUCCUACCCCUUCCCGCAGACGUCCAUGUACUAUCCGGUGCGCGGCGCGUACUACCCGCCGCCUGACGCGUACGCGCGGCGUCCGUUCCGGGGACGUGGACGCGGCCGGGGACGUGGACGCUUGCCAUACUUCGAGGGACCGGACGCAACGCAACAGUACUACCAGUACUUCAAGAAGCUGUCUGAAGCGGAGCAACGCAACGAGCACGACCACCGCUCACGGUCCCGCUCCCGCUCUCGCUCGCGCCGCCGCUCGUACAGCCGCUCGCGCUCCCGCUCCCGCCGCCGCUCGUACAGCCGCUCCCGCUCAAGGAGUCGCCGCUCCAGGAGUCGCAGCCGUCGAUCCAGGUCCCGCAGCAGGCGGUCCAGAUCUCACAGCCACAACUCAAGGUCCCGGCGCAGGUCGCGCUCCCGGAGCAGGCGCUCGAAGUCAAAGUCAAAGUCCAGGUCAAAGUCAAAGUCUAAGCGGCACACCCCCAGCCCGCGGGAGGCGCAGCGGACGAGCGUGGACAGCGCCAAGUUCGUGUCCCCGGGCACCAUGCGCCGGCAGAGGUCGAAGAGCUGGUCGCUACCUAAAGAUGGAGAGCGUAGGAAGUCCUGGUCUAAGAGUCCAGAGAAAAAGAACGAAUAAAGCACUAUAUUUAUCUUUA
Bicyclus anynana (squinting bush brown) is the source of this 2486-nucleotide messenger RNA. It is a transcript of the gene Xe7, whose product is annotated as A-kinase anchor protein 17A. The transcript is spliced from 8 exons. Bases 311 to 2467 code for a protein of 718 amino acids. NCBI's taxonomy places the organism in Eukaryota, Metazoa, Arthropoda, Insecta, Lepidoptera, Nymphalidae. The record is from RefSeq and is a predicted model, not a curated record.